Molecule: messenger RNA, 1116 nt
Organism: Lathyrus sativus (Indian pea)
Lineage: Eukaryota; Viridiplantae; Streptophyta; Magnoliopsida; Fabales; Fabaceae
Source: the annotation of a GenBank genome assembly
AUGGAUAUAGAUGUGUUGGAAGAUGUAACAAUCUUAGAAGAACCAGUUUUAGCUGAUUUUCAAAGACUCAUGGUGCUUACGAAUUAUACAGACCAAGGGUCAUCUCAGUUAGCUUGUCUCAUGAAACAUUGGGAGUAUAAGCAAGUAAACGCAGUUCGCCUUCUUCGAGAAGAGCUCGACAACCUUAGCAAACAAAGGGAGAAAGUUGAGCUUAAAAAGGAGGAAAGCUACGGUGGAGACAAACGUCUUGUUUCGAUAUUGCACGGUGUUGUUCAAAACAAGAGAGAUGAAAUUGAGGCUGAGUCUGAAACCGUAGGUUACUGGAAACAUCGGGCGAUUGACUUGGAAAGACAGUUAGAGGCAAGUAUUCAGAGAGAAGAGAUCUUAAAGGAAAUGUUGCAAGAAAGUGUAGAGAAUAUUAAAAAACAAUCCUCACCUGUGGAGGGAGUCUCACAGAUUCUUAAGAGACAAGAAACUUUCUUACAUUUUAUACUUCAAAAUGCACCUCUUGUUAUUGGUCAUCAGGACAAAGAGUUGCGCUAUCGAUUUCUCUAUAAUCAUUUUCCAGGUUUAAAAGAGGAGGACAUCAUCGGGAAAACGGGGGAGGAAAUCUUUUUGGGAUCAGGUGUGAAGGAAUCUGAAGAUUUUAAGAGAGAAGUAAUGGAGAAAGGAUUUCCUGCCAAAAGAGAAAUAACUUAUGAGACAGAACUAUUUGGAUCAAAGACAUUUUUGAUGUAUGUAGAACCUGUGUUUAGCAAGGCAGGAGAAACAAUUGGAGUAAACUACAUUGGAAUGCAAGUAACAGAUCAGGUGAUAAAAAGAGAAAAAAUGGCAAAGCUAAGAGAAGAAAUUGCAGUUCAGAAAGCAAUGGAAACAGAACUUAACAAAACCAUUUACAUCACAGAGGAGACAAUGAGAGCAAAACAAAUGCUGGCAACAAUGUCUCAUGAGAUAAGAUCUCCACUUUCUGGUGUUGUUGGCAUGGCUAAAAUUCUUACUACAACAAAACUUGAUAGGGAGCAAAGACAACUGUUGGAUGCAGUGAUAUCUUCAGGAGAUUUAGUUCUUCAACUUAUUAAUGAUUUACCUGAUGUUUCCAAGGUUGAUCUAGGUUAG